Molecule: messenger RNA, 1607 nt
Organism: Pangasianodon hypophthalmus (striped catfish)
Lineage: Eukaryota; Metazoa; Chordata; Actinopteri; Siluriformes; Pangasiidae
Gene: ptpmt1
Product: protein tyrosine phosphatase mitochondrial 1
Exons: 4
Coding region: 163-702 (179 amino acids)
Biological process (GO): protein dephosphorylation
Molecular function (GO): protein tyrosine/serine/threonine phosphatase activity; phosphatidylglycerophosphatase activity; phosphatidylinositol-4,5-bisphosphate 5-phosphatase activity
Source: RefSeq, a predicted model, not a curated record
CAGCCAGCAGUAGGAGCUGAACUCCCUCCAGUCCAGCAGGGGGCGAUAGUGAGGCUCCUCACAUGCGGCGCUUCUCGACGAAGAAGUGGUCCGAUGACGCCACGGAUAAGAAAUGACAGGUAUUUUUAAGAAGCAUGUUACUGGGGCAGAAUAACAGCUACAAUGUCAGGUUUGUUGGCGAGGGUUUUAUUUUAUCCCACUCUGGCUUACAAUGUGGUGAUGGAGAAGAUCUCGUCUCGGCGAUGGUUUGAUCGCGUGGACCAGACCGUCAUCCUCGGCGCUCUUCCAUUCAGAUCCAUGACUGAAGAGCUGGUUCAAGUGGAAAAUGUUCGAGGGGUGAUAACGAUGAACGAAGAAUACGAGACAAAGUUUUUCUGUAAUUCACCAGAGGAGUGGAAAGCAGAAGGUGUCGAGCAGAUCAGACUCAGCACAGUGGAUCUGACAGGAGUUCCCAGUCUGGAACACAUUCACAGAGGAGUUGAGUUUGUUCUGAAACACCGUGAGCAGGGCACCAGUGUCUACAUCCACUGCAAAGCAGGACGCUCGCGCAGUGCCACCCUGGCUGCUGCAUACCUCAUCAGGAUCCACUGCUGGAGCCCAGACAAGGCCUGUCACAUGCUGGCAGCCGUCCGGCCGCAUGUCCUGAUCCGCUCUGCUCAGCGUGACAUGCUAGACAAGUAUCACCAGCAAGUGUGUGGAUAAGAUUCAUGCUGUGUAUAAUAGAAGAGAUGUGUGUUCCUGUGGUCUAGCUGGUGGCUUGUUUGCAGUCAGCAUGUUUUUUUUCUGGUCUAAGCUAGUCUUUUUUCUGCAUUAAAGAGGUUUUUCUGAAACUAUGUUCACGUAUGCACAUGGUCAAAAGUUUGUGGACACCUGACCAUCUCACCCAUAUGUGAUUGUUGAACAUCCCGUUCCAGAUUUAGUCUCUUCUUUGCUCUUCUGGGAAGUCUUACCACUAGAUUUUGGAGUGUAGCUGUGGGGAUUUUUGUUCAUUCAGCCACAAGCGCAUUAGUGAGGUCAGACACUGAUGUCAGGUGAGGAGGUCUGGGGUGCAUUCGGUGGUCCAGUUCAUCCCAAAGGUGUUCAGUGGGGUUGAGGUCAGGGCUCUGUGCAGGACACCAGAGUUCUUCCACUUCAACCUUCUCAAACCAUGGCUUCAUGGAGCUCGGUGUGUGCACCAGAGCAUUAUCAUGCUGGAGCAGGUUUGGGCUUUUUAGUUCCAGUGAAGGGAAAUUGUAACGCUACAGCAUACAGAGACAUUCUAUACAAUUGUGUGUAACACAAUUUGCGGCAACAGUCUGGGAUAGAACCACACAUGGGUGUGAUGAUCAGGUGUCCACAAACCUUUGGCCAUAUAGUGUAUGUAUUUAUGUCUUUAUGUGCUGUCCACACCAAAAAAAAAACAAAAAAAAAACAAAACAAAGAUGACUGUAGACUGUCUUUUUUUUUUUGUACUCAUCUCUUAAAUGUCAAACCAAUUCAAUAUUUUAGAACAUGUUCUACUAUAAACUCUUCAUGUACAUAGUAGCUGUGCAUAAUUGCAGUUCAUGACACAGUAAUGUGUAUUUUGCAUAUUAAAAUAAAAGAAACAAGUGUGUAGGAGUGGGAAA